CUAGUUUCCACGCAUGCCCACUAAAAGAAAUAACGUCGCCUUGAUAUGACGUGCAAUAGAGUUGUGCGUGACAUUGGUGUGGUGUGAAUGAUCUAAACAGGUCAAUAUGGCCUUGUCGUUAUCUGGGAUGAUUCUGCCCAAGCUGAUACAGCAAAGAGCUUUCAGCGUCUCUGCAACUGUGGCUGCUAUUCAGAAGUUAACUCGAGUGAGAGUGGUCGAUAACAGCGCUCUUGGAAAUGCCCAGCACCACCGUCCACCAAAAGUUAUUCACGUUUACACCAAGAAUGGAGUCGGUAAAGUGGGAGACAAAGUCUUACUGGCUAUUAAAGGACAGAAGAAAAAAGCUCUCAUAGUGGGUCAAAAGAUGCCUGGAGCACGUAUGACACCACGUUUUGACUCAAAUAAUGUUGUUUUAAUUGAAGAUAAUGGAAACCCCACUGGGACUAGAAUCAAAGCUCCUUUACCGACACAUCUGCGCAAAAUGGAGGGGGAAUAUUCGAAACUGAUAGCCAUUGCUCAACGAUUAGUGUAGCUCCUUGUUUCUGUAUUUUGGCAAAUCCCUAAUGUACCUUUUUCUAUCAUAAUUUUUUGUCUGUAAUAUAACAAGACUUGUACUUUGCCCAUCAAGAAGUCUGCUAAUGUGACUGUUUAAAAUAAAAUGAUUACAGUA
Molecule: messenger RNA, 670 nt
Organism: Paramisgurnus dabryanus
Lineage: Eukaryota; Metazoa; Chordata; Actinopteri; Cypriniformes; Cobitidae
Gene: mrpl14
Product: mitochondrial ribosomal protein L14
Biological process (GO): translation
Cellular component (GO): mitochondrion; ribosome
Molecular function (GO): structural constituent of ribosome
Source: RefSeq, a predicted model, not a curated record